Molecule: messenger RNA, 1701 nt
Organism: Dracunculus medinensis (Guinea worm)
Lineage: Eukaryota; Metazoa; Nematoda; Chromadorea; Rhabditida; Dracunculidae
Source: the annotation of a GenBank genome assembly
AUGUGUCCCGGCUCAACAGGUCAACCUGUAGCGGCUUGUUCACCAGCUAUGGCUUGCCCACCAGGAACUCAUGGUUCCCAAGGAACUCAGCCAUGUGGCUUUUUGGAGCAGUGCCCACAAAAUAUGGGUUGUUAUCAAGGAGUUUGCUGCCCACUUUCUUGCCCAACUGGUCAUAGUCCAACUGGUUUUUGUGGACAGUCUAAGAGCUCUUGCCCGCAAGCAUCGAGCUGCGUAAGUGGAUGUUGUUGUGCUCGCCAAGAACAAGCAAUUGUGCCAGUGUGCCCAAGUGGGCAUCCAUCGGCCCAAAGAUGCAUCACAAACCAAGGUUGCCCUCCAGGAAUGGAAUGUUCAAAUGGAGGUUGCUGUCCAAUACCGUUUUGUCCAUUAGGAGCUCAAGCACAAGGUCGUUGUUUAACAGGAACAAGUUGUCCAGGUAACACAGUAUGCAUGGAAGGUUUGUGCUGCCCAUUACCAAGAUGCGGAAUGGGUUUACUUGCUGUUCGUAUUUGUCUGACGAGCAGCGAAUGUGGAAACGGAUUUGAGUGUGUUAGUGGUGGCUGUUGCCCACUGCCUUCAUGUGGAAACGGAGUAAUGCCAUCACAGAGGUGUCAAGCAGGAGGGUGUUGCUGCCCUUCUGGCCAACAUUGUAAUAAUGAAGUUUGCUGUCCUCUCCCCAUAUGCCCUGGAGGGGUAAUAUCCGCGAAAGUAUGUGCAACGAUGAUCCACUGUGGUCGAGGUAACGAAUGUGUCAACGGAGGCUGCUGCCCGUUGCCGUUAUGCCCAUCUGGUGCUCAACCGUCGCAGCGAUGCAGUUCGUCUAAUGCAUGUCCUCCCAACCAGGCUUGCGAAAAUGGUAUGUGCUGUCCUCUUUCGAUAUGCAUAAAUGGCCAAAUAGCAGUGCAACCUUGCGGAAUAGGAAACAUGUGUCCAGUUGGUUAUGUCUGCGAGGGUCGAGGAUGUUGUCUUGAGCCAAUGCCUCUAUGCCCCAAUGGCGGCCGAGCAACGCAAAAGUGUGAUCGUGGUCGUGAUUGCCCACCUGGUUACGGUUGUACUUCAUUAGGAGGAUGUUGUAUGCUAUCACUAACCUCUAUAUGUCCUGCGCAACAGAGCGCUAUUUGCCAGUGUUCACCAACGAAUGCAUGUCCACCUCAAUCGGCUUGUUCUAUGGGAAGCUGUUGCACAUCAGGUGUAUCGGCGUAUGAUCUAAUCCCCGGAUCAAGUUGUAAAUCAUCUCAUCGUUGCAAUGGAUUUAACUCAAAUUUAGCUACAUGCUUGCAAAAUAUUUGUAUUUGCAUAAAUGGAGCUAUUUCAGUAGGUGUGACUUGCCAAAAAUUGAGUCCAGCUUUGUUACAACAGGCGAAAUCUGGAUGCGACCAAUAUGGGUCACCAUGUAAGUACAUCUUUAGUGCAGCCCGUAGAAAGCCAAUCUUCGCACCCGUUGAUAAUGUGACUGAUGAACCUUUGUGGUAUAACGUCGUCUCUCAACGAAAAUGUGUAAUCCCGAUAGCACUUGUCUCCCUAAUGAAAGAUGCAAAAUUAUGGCCUGGCGAAUAUGGAUGUUUAUCAGAUAUCGAGUGUUCAUCUAGAUGCGAAAAUACAUACUGUGAGCACGCGACAGAUAAAAGUGUAGCUCAGUGCCAAUGCAAAAAUGGCUUCAUACUAUAUGGGCGAUGCUGUAAGAAUUUUUCUAUGAAAAAUUGA